Molecule: messenger RNA, 405 nt
Organism: Hirsutella rhossiliensis
Lineage: Eukaryota; Fungi; Ascomycota; Sordariomycetes; Hypocreales; Ophiocordycipitaceae
Exons: 1
Coding region: 1-405 (134 amino acids)
Source: RefSeq, a predicted model, not a curated record
AUGAUCCUGCUCACAGUAGUAUUCAUCCUCGCGACGGUCGUCAGCUUCCUCGCAAUGCUUGCGACUGCCUGUGCCGUCGUCGUGCCGAACAACAAGAUUGUCAUCGUGGCAAACGCCCUUCUGGCAGGUACGGCCGGGGCGCUCGUUACCGGCGGCUUCAUUGGCAGCUACAUUAUUACGAUCGUUGCCUCUAAUAGACUCAACAGGAUGUUUGAGGAUUUUAAGAUUGCCUCGCAAUUGGGGCCCCAGUUUCUGGGCCUUGGCAUCGCCGCGACCCUGUUAUCGCUUGGGGCAGCCGGAAUCUGGGGCAUUGUGUUCGUCGUCCAGUUCCGGGGAACCCUACUUGUUCUCUUCAAAACAGUGUUCGCCAGAUCCCGACCGACCGCCGAUACCAAGGUCUAUUGA